Talaromyces stipitatus ATCC 10500 is the source of this 2010-nucleotide messenger RNA. RefSeq names its product reverse transcriptase, putative. Bases 1 to 2010 code for a protein of 669 amino acids. Lineage: Eukaryota; Fungi; Ascomycota; Eurotiomycetes; Eurotiales; Trichocomaceae. The record is from RefSeq and is a predicted model, not a curated record. The transcript has 2 exons. Gene Ontology annotation, molecular function: nucleic acid binding.
AUGACUGCCUCACUCCUUACCCUAGAUAUCAAAGGCGCCUUUGAUUCCGUACUUCCUGGCAGACUAAUCCACAGACUACGUGAGCAGGGCUGGCCAACCAAUCUCGUUCUCUGGAUUGCCUCCUUCACUACUGGAAGAUCAGUUCAGAUCCGACUCGAUGGAGAGAUCGGCCCCUCAACAAACAUUACCUGCGGUCUUCCACAAGGAUCCCCAGUAUCUGGCAUUCUAUUCAUGCUCUACAUAGCGCCUCUAUUCCGUCUAGGAAACCCAAGGAACAGAUUUGGUUACGCGGACGACGCAGCCAACCUAGCGAUCUCAACUUCUCUUGCUACUAAUUGCGAAGCCUUAUCAGACUCACUUCAAGAAGCUCUUAAUUGGGGCGCUGCAGAGGGCAUUACAUUUGCACCAGAUAAAUACGAGCUUCUUCACUUCUCCCAACAUAAAGCAGACCAGGACCCAACCCGCACACCUUCAGUGAAAGCUAGAUCUAUUACAAUAUCAGAAAACACUAAACGGCUAUAUCUACAAUGGCUAGGAAUCCUCUUUGACAAAAAGCUAACGUUCAAAUGGCACGUUAGAGAAACAGCAUCUAAAGCCCUUACUAUGGCCAACGCUCUUCGCUCUCUAGGGAAUACUGUUCAAGGAGUUAAACCUGAUUUACUACAGCAGGCUGUAUCAGCCUGUGUACUCCAUAAAGCAUACUAUGGCGCAGAAACCUGGUGGCCAGGACGUACUCGCCCUGGACCUUCCCAGAUUUCAAACCGAGUUGGAGAACAUCUUGAGAAACUAACUAAAGUAAUACUAACAGGCGCAAGAGCAGUCCUUCCAGUCUUCCGCACAACCCUAAAGCCAGUCCUUUAUCGAGAGUCUAGAUUCUCUCCACCAGAAAUCGAACUAGAUCGAAUAGCCCUCCUUGCAACUGUCCGCCUACGGCGUCUCGACCCUUAUCACCCACUUCGAAGACGCGCAGAACAGAUCGCUAGUAAUGGCCAACAAAUCAGCCGAUUUGCCCGCCGUACACUGGCCCUCCCAAACUCUGAACAGAUAAACCCUCUCCAAUACGCUCCCUGGCACCCUCGCGAGCCUCGUGGGAAUGCUCAAGCUCGAAUAGGAGCUCCCAUGGGACGCACUAAGGAACAGGCAGCGGCUAAUUUCAUGGCUUUUCAACGUACCAUCCCUAGCUCAGAUAUUUUCCUCCGCUCCUCACUCUCAUACGGACACGGGAAAGAGGUCUUCAACGCAGAAGCAGAAGCAGCUCUAGCUGGCGCUCAAGCAGCAAUAGCGUACCCAACAGCUCAAUUUGCUACCAACCUAUGGAUCUGCCUUGACAACCUGGAAGUUGCCAUACGCCUUCUAUCUCCCUCUACAGGAUCUUCCCAAGAAAUCUUUGAAUCCUUCCACACCCUUGCAGCCGCCUGGCCACUUCGCAAAAGGCUUCCUCACACCAAAAGCGGAUCUAUCCAAAUCCGAUGGGUCCCUGGACACGUCAAAAUCCCUGAGAACGAAGCGGCUGAUCUCGCUGCCAAAGAGGGAGCUGCUUCAAUCCCUCCUGCUCCUCACAAAUCCUCAUACGCCUCGCUAAAGAGAUACGCCAAGACUCAAUCCCUAUCCGCUGCUCAGUCACAAUGGGAGAAGGUGGCACCACAGAGCUAUCAAGAUCUAGAAAUAACCACUUCCCCUAAGCGCCCUGGGGAGCUUCAACUCAACCGACUUGACCUCGGCCAUGUUAUUGCGGCCCGUACUGGUCACGGAGACUUUGCAGACUACCAUGAACGCUUCAACCAUGAUGAUGCUUAUCUUCUCUGCCGAUGCGGAGCACGAAAAGCACCUCUGCACUUCUUCUUCUGUCAUAUAGCUAAGAGACGAGCCCCUCGGCCUCCUGGGCCCCCUUCUGAGGUCAUCUCUUUUCUCUUAGGCACUGCUAAAGGAGCACAAAAGCUAGCCACAUGGCUAGCAGAGACCCACUUCUUUGAGGAUAUCUGCCCUCGCCAACCUCUCCUUAGCACCUAG